Theileria equi strain WA is the source of this 858-nucleotide messenger RNA. RefSeq names its product ema family member protein. NCBI's taxonomy places the organism in Eukaryota, Apicomplexa, Aconoidasida, Piroplasmida, Theileriidae. The coding region runs from base 1 to 858 and encodes 285 amino acids. The transcript has a single exon. The record is from RefSeq and is a predicted model, not a curated record.
AUGGCGGCAAGGCCUUUAUUUGCCCUUUUAAGCCUCGCAUCUUGGGCUGUUUGCAGCGCUGUUGCUGAGGAGGCUGCCAAGCCAAGACCCGAGGGAAUUAUUCUGGACAUUAGCAAGGAGGCCAUGGACCACGUUACUGUAGAGUCAACUGGUGACGAGUAUGGAGUGACUAAAACUACCUUUACCAUUCACGAGGGGUAUGCCGCCGAGACUGUUGCCGACGGCUCCAAGAUGAUCAGUAUGUUUAACUUGGAGUUUAAAUCUCCUAGACGCGUCGAAAAGUAUGUCGUGGGUGACAGAAUGUUUGUAGUAAUCACCGUAGAGCCUGCCCUUUGUCUCUCCUUCGAGAAGGACAGCGGCUGGUGGGUUGGGAUACCGAUUUAUUACUUUUAUGAGCAAGUCCUGUUCAAGGGGCUCGAGGGCAUCGUCAUAGACCUUGAAAAGUUUGCCGAUGGAUCCCUUUUCUCCGCCGCCGAAUUUGGCUCCGGUAAGAAGCAUGUCUUUAAAGCUCCAGGCAAGCGCAUUCUCAAGGUCGUUUACGAUGAAAACGUUCCCCUUAUUGCUAGCGAGGGAGUUGUACUGGGUCUUACAGUCUAUGCUAAUGGCGAAAAGAAGAUUGCGCAGGUCAUUUACAUUCACAAGGAAUGGGAGACAAGGAGGGAAUCCAGAAUUAAGGAGGUCUUCUUCCAAAAGACAGAGGAGGACUGGGUCAAGGUUGAUGCUAAAGCUGCCGCUACCGUUUUGCAUGACAUGAAUCCUGAGUUUCCCGCAGACUACAAGACUGUGUACGAUGGAUUCUCUGUAUCCGGCGUCUUCUUGGCUAUUACUACCAUCCUUGCCGUUGCCUUGUUCUGCUAG